UGAGGUAUAUUUGUAGGUGGUGCCUCUGCUGCGUCUUUUCUUACAAGACUGAGAUCACCAGUGUGUGUCUCGCCCUCAGCACAUACCUCUGCUGCAGUUGUGGUAUCUAUCUCUCUCUGCUGUGGUUUUGUCAUCUGUCUUUGGGUUUAUGAUGAGUGACCUGUCUCAGGACCAGUACUGUUUUCCAGGCUCUAAUGCCUCAUGUGUUAUGGCUCAGUUCAGCGUGGGGACCAGGAUUAGCCUCUAUUUGUUGUUUGCUUCAGGCAUACUGGUCACCAUUUUAGGAAACGGUGUUGUCAUUGUGUCAAUAGGUCAUUUUAAGCAGCUGCAGAAUCCCACCAAUGUGCUUGUUUUAUCUCUUGCUCUUGCCGACCUUCUUGUGGGAGUUAUUGUGAUGCCCUUCAGCGCCAUUCGGACCGUUCAUGGCUGCUGGUUCUACGGUGAUGACUUCUGUCAGUUGCAUUCUAGUUUUGACAUGUUUCUUACCACUGUAUCUAUCUUCCACCUGGUCUGCAUUGCUGUAGACAGACAACAAGCAAUAUGCAAUCCUUUGCAUUAUUCCAGGAAAAUCACAAUGUCAGUGGCCUGUAUUAUGGUAUAUGUGAGCUGGGCACUGGCUGCUCUCUUUUCCUAUGGACUACUUUACUCGAAGGCCAACGUAGCAGGAUUAGAGGAGUAUAUGGUGUCAAUAAACUGCUUUGGUAGUUGUUACCUUCUCUUUAACCCCCUUUGGGGAAUCCUGGACAGUAUUAUUGUCUUCUUCUUCCCCUGUACUGUAAUGAUUUGUCUUUACACUAAAAUAUUUAUUGUGGCCAAAGAGCAUGUAAGAAAGAUCGGAGAUAUGAGCCACUGUUCCAGUGACAGAGGAAAAGGUGGGUUGGUUAAACAGUCUGAGCACAAAGCUGCGAAGACUCUGGCUAUUGUGCUCGGUGCAUUCAUCUUAUGUUGGAUGCCCUUUUUUAUUAACUCUAUAAUAGAUGCCUACACUGGCUUCAUCACACCUGCUGCCGUCUUUGAGGCAUUUGUUUGGUUGGGUUACUUCAAUUCAACCUUGAACCCAGUUAUUUAUGCCUUUUUUUAUCCUUGGUUUAAGAAAUGUUUUUAUCUCAUUGUCAGUCUGAAAAUAUUUGACCCCCAUUCUUCAACUGUAAAGGUGAAUAUACGGACACAUUGAUGACACUACUGU
Messenger RNA from Seriola aureovittata, 1186 nucleotides. Its product is annotated as trace amine-associated receptor 13c-like. Lineage: Eukaryota; Metazoa; Chordata; Actinopteri; Carangiformes; Carangidae. The record is from RefSeq and is a predicted model, not a curated record. Gene Ontology annotation, biological process: G protein-coupled receptor signaling pathway. Bases 149 to 1174 code for a protein of 341 amino acids. The transcript has a single exon. Gene Ontology annotation, cellular component: membrane. Gene Ontology annotation, molecular function: trace-amine receptor activity.